Molecule: messenger RNA, 11649 nt
Organism: Porites lobata
Lineage: Eukaryota; Metazoa; Cnidaria; Anthozoa; Scleractinia; Poritidae
Source: the annotation of a GenBank genome assembly
AUGGUGAAUUUCUAUCAUGACCUGGGGGUAAUUAUCAAGCACCGUAGCACAGCCAUCUUGAGUACCCAGUGGCUGAUAGACUUGUUCGGGCAGCUGAUCACUAUUCCAGAUUUUGAAGAAAUGGUAAGAAAUACAUUUUAAACAUGUUUUUAAACUUGCAAUGGUUUCUAAUGGCCCACAUUUCGGAUGACUUUACAGGUGUCUAACCGUGCUAUAGCUUAUGAACAUGAUUAUUAAGUGCGUCACACGCUAUCUCUUUGAAAAUGUUAACUGUUGCAAAUUAUUUGUGAACAGCAAAAUCGUAGUGGGUUGGCCCUCUAUUGAAUAUUUGCCCAGUGUAAAACAGUUAGGGUGGACGUUUUCUCGUGGAUAUAAUUCUGAAAUGAAGUCUUACCCAACCAAACCUAUAACAACUAAUUUCAGUAGUAAUAUAUAGAUUUAGCCAGGGCUAAAAGCGAAGCUCCCGUUAGUAAAUUCAUAAUUUAAAUCAAACAAUAAACUUGUAAUCCACAGAUAGGGCACAGUCAUGUGACUUUUGAGGCAAAUUUAGGCUAAGUGAUGUUAGAGAAAAAUAAUUUGACAGUCCAAGAGUGAAACAAAUUUUACAUCGCGUUAAUAGUCUUAUUUGUACACCCAAAAAUAGCAAUCAUGUUCGAUCACAGUAGAUUAGGCCUGGAAAACAAAUAGACCUAUUCGUGUAUUGUGUAUUGUAUUUGCAUUAGCUGUUGCAUCAUAAUGUCGCAUUCACCAGUCUCUCCAACAAUGUUCCGUUAGAGAGACUAUGGAUAAUUGGACAACCCCGAAAUAUAAUUUUAAGAUCCACACGAGCCACGAUAGUCCUUGGUGGCAGCCAAUUGACACGUUGCAUUCAUCUGUCUAAAAGGGAGGCCAGAAUAAAAAAUCAGGCCGGAUUUUUUGUGUUCGACAAGUUUAGUUUACAAGUAAAUCUGGUGGAGUGUAAACCAGCCUUUUAAACAUACUUUUUCUCAACACGUCUCCGGUAAACAGUACUAUGAGGCCCUUUUUUAUCAUACAGACCUUGGGCAGAAUUUGUUCUUUUUUUGCUCUAUCAUUCUGCUGUUUUUCACAAUUUUGUAAGACAAUUUGCACUCAUUCAAUAUCCACGACGUCAAAGCAAGCGCUUCCUUUGCAAAACAAAUUAUAGCAUUGAAUUAUCAAACGUUUUCAUGAAAAGAAUUCCAUAAUGCGGGACUUUUCCGUUAGAAAAAUCUAAUCCUAUGUGAUAUGCAGGGUAAUAAUUAUGGGCUUUUAGCAUGAAAACGAUAAAAAAAAUUCCCAAAAUCACCUUUUCGGCCAACCGGACGGGUUCUCACUUUUGACAGGCAAAUUUGCACUGCGAUUAAUAGAGUUACCAUUUACGCUUCAACACGAUAGGGAAAUUGCUACGUUUAGGUUUUAUUUCCCUUUAUUUAUUAAACUGUGUAUGUGGUUUUGUUAUGUGUAAUCUUUAAAAGCGAGUGAUAUUUACGCGCGGCGUUUUGAGUAUUCCUGUAUGCGAUGUUUAUGUUCGACUGCAAACAACCGGUGCAGCGAUAAAAAUUGCGGGAGGGACUACUAACAAUCAAUAAGAUAAAUAUAAUUCGGUGAAACAUGUACAGAGACAAUAAUUUUCAUUCACGAAGAGAAGUAUUGAGAGUAAAGUGUCUCUGAAAAUCAUGAGUCAGGUAAGCAUAAACUUGUUUAUGUUUUAAGCCGGCUUCCCGGUGUUUGCUCUUUUUCAAGAUGAACUCGAGGCAAGAAAAUCGCUCAGAGCUUUCUGUUUAUAGCCAAAAUCAUAACUAAAUAAUCUUUGGAACCUUUUCUUUGAAUUUGCGGUCAAAAAAUGUCUAAAGGCUUUUUAAACCUGAUACUAUUGUUGGUUAGAUCAUCGCUCGUGUAUAAACUUAAGCCGCAUAAACCAUACGCUCGACUUCAGGAAACCGAAAAAAAAAAAACACAUCAAAGACAAUAAUUGCUCAGGCUUACCAGUCGAGAUGCUGCUUCUGAAGGUCAUCAAGUGUUCCAGAAUCGCUGGAGACUUUUCAACCCUGUUACGCCUCAAGCAAGGACAAGUGAGGAAGCUCAUUCUUGAAAACGAUGCCAUCCGAAAUCGGAUUUCCAAUGACUUUCACAACCGGUGCAUUUGUCAACAUAAAGCGCAAUAAACAAACCAGCCAUGAAUUACAGAACAAUCUUGUUAGCAGCUGUAUUUCAUUUUGUACACCAAGUAGAGAACGACAGUUUAAAACAUCACAAGAUGACACAAAACUCUGUCAGCUCCAGCUAUCAGUAAGCAAGUUUCCAGACGCUGCAUAAAUUUUCCGCAUGAACGCACCUGUCAAAUUUUGACCAAUCAGAACAUAAAAGUUGGACGUAGAGCGUGAUCAACGCGUGACAGUGAGAAAAGUCAAGAGCGAUUGCCUAACCUGCAUGUAAAAGCGGGUUGAAUUUUCGCGUCCGAAGUCAGUUCGAAAUCAAAAUUUUAAAACGGACUCAUAAACACGACUUAUUUCAUAUGCAUUUUAAAAAAAUUGAACUAGAGCCUGCGAUCAUGUGAAAAGUAGCAACUUGUCAGCAACUUACUCAAACUCAGUGGGUCGAUACCUGAGUCCGCAAUACGGUCAGGCGAUACUGGUCAGCAGAAACACUAUUUUGACAGCUGUCAAUUAAUCAAAACAUGGAUGUACAAUAUCAGGUUGUAGGCUCUCAAAUUAGCUAGAAAGUGUGAGGUUAAACAUUGGUAUGACUGUGGCGCGGACGGUCGGGUGGUCGGUGUAAGGUCACGUGAUUGCCGAAUUUUGUAGGAUGGAGAGAUUUUCUAACCUCUGGGGCUUCGAAUUGAGCACGUGAUCAAAUAAAAUAUCAGCGCAAAACUUUAAACACUACGUGAACUCAAUGGAUAGAAAAAUGAGCCCGCGAUACACUCAGGUGAUGAUGGUCAGCGUAUACUCUAGUUUGACAGCUGUCAAUUAACCUUAAUUAGAUUGGCGAAUAUUCGAAUUAACAGACUACGAGUGUGAGUAAGGCAUAUCCGUCCGGCUUGUAGUAGAAAAUGCCAGAUCGUGUACCUCAGCGAACCUGAGCCCACGUUAUUAGUUUUCUGAUACUGGUCUGCACAUGUCCUGUUUUGACAGCUGUCAAUUGACCUUAAUUUGGCUUCCCAAUAUAACUUUAAACGACUGUCAGCCAACUGACAGCCUUGCCCAGCGUAGUUUCGUUUUUAUGUUGAAUUGGCAAGUGUGACAUAUUAUAACAGCUUAUAUGUAGGGGCAAAAAGACUGGUCUCUCAUCUGAGCCCGCGACAUAGUCAUGUGAUAAUUGUCAGCGGAUGUCUGAUUUUGACAGCUGUCAAUCUAAUCGUACUCAUACAGAUGGCUUACAUAACUGAAAGGCUAGUCAAGUUGUGCAAGAUCUAUUGUGACAUUUGACAUCGGCUUAAAUGAAGUGUGUGUACGGGUGGGCGUACGCUACGUCAUAACCAAAUUUUCUGGGAUGGAUAGUUUACCAAAUUUUCUUACCCAUGGUGCUCCGCUGCGCGCGCGCGGGAGCUCCGCUAUUAACGCCUGGUCAGCAGUCUUCCUGCAAUCAACCCGCUAUACUCGCUAUACUAUACAGUUAAUCAUUUUCACUGCACCUUCUUUCUUGAACGAUAAAAUAUCCCAAGAGGAUUCUUUUUUCAAUUUCGAAGGACAUCAGGUGACAUCACGAGGUAGCCGCCAACAAUAAAAGGAGCUUAUAACCAAUUUACCUGCAAUUUACCCUUUAUGUAGGCUCAAAGGAAUCGGACAAACAAACAGAGUGAAAAUACAUAUUGUAUAUAUAAACGAAGCCUUACUAUUUACCUCCCAAACUGAUGCACGCGUGGAGCGAAUUGCGAAAAAUUUGUAACAACGUCUCAACCUACACAAAAGGUUUGUAAGCGAGAGAAUAAAACUUGUUUACAGGAUUAGCAAUACUCGUCUUGCGUUUCAAACUUCUAAAACAACAAUUUAUAGGCCGCAAACUUCCGAAUUAAAGUCCAUAGUUAUAUAAAUGUAGGGUAAUAGGCUUUAUAAAAAAUAUCUGCGAAACCCAACAAUGGAUCGUCAAUCAGUUUACAAAAGUUAUAAAAACAAAUUAAAUCAUUCUCUGCGGACAGCAAAACGUCUAUGCUAUGAGAAGAAAUUGAAUAACGUUCAAUCUAAUACUCGUGCUACUUGGAAAGUUUUAAAUGAAAUUCUAAACAGAAGCAAAAGAAAUUCCAAUAGAUGCUCAACAUUUAAAGCUGAUGAUCGUGAAGUUACUGAUCCUGUCGAAAUUGCCAACAAGUUUUGUAGUUAUUUUUCAAGCAUCGGUCCUAAUUUAGCAAGGGGUAUACAGUCGUCAGCUUCACACCGUUGUUUUCUUAAUGGUUCCUUUACACAGUCAAUAUUCUUCAACCCUACAACUCAAGAUGAGAUCACUGUGAUUGCGAAAACUUUUCUUCCAGGCAAAGCAGCUGGCUACGACCAGAUUCCAAUGACAGUCAUUAAGGAGUCCAUUCUACUUGUUUCUGAACCACUCACCCAUAUCAUAAACUUGUCAAUCCAGCAUGGUAUUGUUCCCGAUGAAAUGAAAAUCGCUCGCGUGAUACCUAUUUUUAAAUCUGAUGAUCAGUCGCUUUUCACCAACUACCGACCUAUCUCGGUGCUUCCCAGUUUUUCAAAAUUCUUUGAAAGAGUUAUCUACAAUCGUUUAAUGCAAUAUCUGAUGAACUUCAACAUUCUCUGUAGUAACCAAUACGGCUUCAGGAAAAAUCAUUCCACUGCACUCGCGCUAAUCGACUUGCAUGAUAAGAUCUCUACUGCCUUUGACCGAGGUGAAUUUUCCGUAGGUAUUUUUCUUGACCUCUCAAAAGCCUUUGACACUGUAAAUCAUAUCAUCCUUUUUGAUAAACUCGAACAUUACGGUAUUCGUGGCUUAGCGCUGGACUGGAUAAGAAGUUACUUUUCAAACAGAAAGCAAUAUGUUGAAUAUAAUGGCCACCGUUCGUUAAGAAAUGAAAUCUCUUGUGGGGUUCCUCAGGGUUCUAUCCUCGGACCUCUAUUUUUCUUACUGUACAUUAACGACAUCAACAAUGCUUCUAAUCUAUUAAAUCUGAUAUUGUUCGCUGACGAUACCAAUGUAUUCAUGUCACAUAAAGAUCUGAACUAUCUCUCAGAUAUGUUAAACUUGGAGAUGGACAAACUGUCAAUCUGGUUUAAAGCAAACAAGCUUUCUCUAAAUCUUAAAAAGACUAAAUUUAUGGUCUUCAAACCAAGACAAAAGCGUUCAAUUUGUAAUAUUCAAAUAAGUAUAGAUAAUCAAAAUAUUGUUAAAGUAAAGGAGACAAAUUUUCUAGGCGUAAUUUUGGAUGAAAACCUAAAUUGGAAGUCGGAAAUAUCUCACGUUGCAAGUAAAGUUGCGAAGUCAAUCGGUAUAAUAUCUAGAUGCAGCUUCUUUCUUCCUAAAUCGUCUUUACGUAUGCUCUACUAUUCCUUAAUUUAUCCUUAUUUUUACUACUGCAAUAUCGUUUGGGCUUCGACCUAUGAAACUAAUCUCCGCCGCCUUGUUAUCCUGCAAAAGCGCAUUAUUAGAAUUAUUAAUAAAUCACAUUUUAAUGCUCAUACUGACCCCAUCUUUAAGGACCUCGGUAUACUAAAAUUUAAUGAUAUCCAUUUGCUUCAACUGGGCCAAUUUAUGUAUUCUUGCAAAAAUUCAUUCUUACCUCCAAAGUUUAAUAACAAUUUCUCUCAAAGCAAUCAAUUCCACUCUUACAAUACAAGAAAUUCCCAGGCCUACCGUCUACCGUAUUGUCGUACAAACACGAAGAAGUUCUCGCCCUUUUUCAAGGGCCUAAGUUUUUAAUUCACUUGACAACAAGAUCAUCAACUCUCAAUCCCUCUCCUCUUUUAAGAAAAAACUGAAGAUUAAAUUAUUGAGUAAGUAUGAAAACAGUUUAUAAACCUUUCCAUCUUCGACUUUUCGCCUUCUUCUCUUCAAUUGAUGUGAAACAGCUCUAGCUCAUAGUUCGAGGAGGCCUAACCUCUCAUAAGCUCCUAUAGUUUCUGUUAGGUCUCCUCGCCACUUUUUUUUUUUUUUUUUUUCUUUUUUUCCUAUAUUUUUUGUAAUUAGUGUGGCAAAUAAAAAAAAAAAAAAAAAAAAAAAAAAUGUCAAUUAUUGUUUCAUUGGAAGAACUUUGAAAAAUACAUGAUCUUUUAUACUCUACCUUGAAGCAGGUGAAACAGAACUCAUAAAAUUAAUUGUGAAAUACGUGCGUUGUACCGUUCGCGAUAGCCGAAUUAGGUCAAAUGUCUUGAAGCAGCAUCCACACAAAAUUAUGGAACCGUCAACAGUUGCAUCACUGUACCCAACGUUUGAAUCAUAAGGAUAUUUCAAUACUAUGCUUCAAAACACUUUUAGCCGUAAUAAAAGGCGAAAAAACUGUGAAGAAUCAAGAUGGCGCUCUCUAAGUGCCCUGGUUUGACCUUAAGCAAUGUCAUUAACGGUUAGAUGCCAAAAUCGCAUUGGUUCCUACGCAUCAAAUCAUAGUACCUUCAACCUUAUUGGCCCUGCAACAAACAUACGAACAUACAAAGCCACGAAGCCACGAAGAUACAUACUCUCACACCACUGACAUAUGAGCUAUUUUUUCAAAAUAGCUCAAAAAACGAAGAAGUUUAGCUUGUACGAAGCAGUAUUGUCUCUUACAUACGCUGACUUUCUUUUGGCUCGUUACGCAACUCUCUCCAACCAGAUUACAAGUAGUCUCUUCCUUAGGGAUAGUGGAGCGAGCGAAUUACGCGAGCGCGCGUGAAAUUUGUCAGCCUCGAGGAAGGUGACAAACGCUCCUGUAUUUUAAUCGCUCAGAUAUCCCAGAGGAAAAUAAGGGGCUACUCGUAGUCUAUCCUCAGUAGUAUAUUAGGCAUAGAAUCAGCCUUUUUUGCGGUGGAAUCUUCGGUGGAAUACAUAAACGCUGAUGACGUCAUAACCUUUUUAUCUUUAUCUCAUGAAUUAAAUGCGGUUGAAUCUCUUUAAAGGGCUAAAAAUAGCACACGACCUUAUCUUAGAGCCAGUUUACAUCGAGGUGGAGGACCCUAGGUAGGUGAGGUAACCCGCUGCUGGUCACCGCAACAAUCAUGUAAACGCGGUCAAAUUAAAAUGGGACAUUAUUUGGACAGGCGGGUUACCUCACCUACCUAGGGUCCUCCACCUCGAUGUAAACUGGCCCUAAGAUAAGGUUGUGUGUUAUUUUUAACCCUUUGGACAGGUUUUCCCGUUAUUUCUUGGUAGAUGAAGGUCUUGCUUUUUGAUUGGUUGACGACUACGUGGAAGAACUAGGAAAAGUAUUCAUUGGUUGAUCCAGGUUGUUGAAGGAAUAAGCGCUGACUCGCCUGUGACGUAGUUAUGCAAGUUACAUUUCAUACCGCUUUCAUUGUUCAAUAAGUUGUUCAGGUUUAUUACGCGCGCAAAUCGUUAAUUUUUCAUGAGUACGAAGCCACACUAUCCAUUUCUAUCACGAAAAACGUUUUUCCACUUUCCCACAUCCCUUUUUCCUUUUCCACAUUUCAUUGUUUCACAUUGUUUCCUUCCACCACGACAACCACGUUUCUAUAGUUUUCUCUCGGCGCGAGGUUAUGGUGAACGUUGUGAAGAAAAGAAAACUUAACUUCGUAAAUCUCCUAACGUGAUUGGAAAGAAUUAUGUGACGAACCAAACGGAGGGCUGCUUAGAAGACUAUCCUCUUUACUUUUAUUCACACAGUAGUACUUGUUAGGCAGACUACGGAACUUUUUCUUUAUAUUCGUCCCCACACAAAAACGGGAAACUCAAGAUCUUUUUCUUUGUUUGUUAAUUAAAAUAUUAAAUAAAAUAACCAAUAAUUUACAAGUGCAUUAAUUAACUGGCUCAAAAUUCUCCUAAAAAAUUUCACUAUUUCAAGAAAGCUUUGUCAUUGGCCUCCACCUUAUUCUGUUUUAGGUUCCUAAGGUUGCCAAGCACUGGAAGGAAGUUAAAGAAAGCGGUGUUCUCUCCAUGGAACUGGUUGAUCUUGUGUUUUCCAACUUUCUCCUGAAGGGUGUUGCCAGGAAAGACAUUCUUGAUUUGAUGGAACGAUUUGGAUUGAUUGCAAAAUUUUCAUCUUCAAAGACAGGUGAAAAGUAUUUUGUUCCAUCUCAACUCAAAGCUUCGCCUGAUUCCCUUUGUUUUAUGGCGCCGUCAAGGCUGGACCCAUGUCCCCUGUAUGUUUACUUUGUCGGCGGUUCUGUUCCCCAUGGUCUGUUCACACGACUUGUUUCUCGAUCUGUCCGUUGGUGUUCUGAAACUGGUCCAACUCAGCCCCCUACCCUGUUCCAAAAUGGAGCGUGGUUUGUUAUUGGGAAGCAAACUUUCCACGAUUUUGUUCUUAUUUGUAAGAAGCAGUUUAUUAAGUUUUUUAUCAAACAAAGAAACCAAACUCAGCAGAUCUCAGUAGAUGACACAAGUAAGGUGGCGGUGCAGGUUCGUGAGUUUGUGGAGGCAACUUUCCAAGUUUUGUCACGUGAUCUCUAUAAAGGUGGAUUGCAGUAUCAUAUUCGGGUCGCCUGUCCGUAUUGUCAGCGGGAAAAAUGCUCAAGCCAUAAUCAGAUUGCAUGUUCUCAUGAAGAUUGUCUUCACCUCCUUGAGUUAAGACAAGGCGAUCCUCUGAUUUGCAAGAAGAAACCUGCAGGGGAGGUACUCACGGUUACGGGACAAGAACAGUGGUUCUCACAAAUAGAAAGCAAGGUAGGUAGUAGUGAAAUGCAAUCUCUAGCAGUGCUGUUGGCAGAUUACAUAUCAAUCGAAUACACAUACUACUUAAAAUUGUGUCUUCAUAAAGAGUAACCACUGUAGCCAUAUAUUUAAACUAAAGAAGCUUCAACAAAGUCCAUGGAUGUGCUUUGUUAAGGUUAUAGUACGAGGUUUAUCGUAUGCCUUUAUUUAUUAUAUACAUACUGAGAAAUACUCACCAAAAAGGUAUGUCUUAAAUUUUCGUACACAAAUUAGUUCUAGCCAAUCAGAGGAGCGAACGAUGGUUUUCACACGUGAAAAAAAUGAUACGUCCAAUCAAAAUCGCAAAUUAUGUUUUUUCACGUGUACAGAGGUGUGGGAGUUUCGCGCCAAAAUUUCCGCCAUUUAUUGCAGCUUGCUAAGCGCCGCUUCGCACACAUUCAACGAGAAAAGUUUUACUCAAAGAGUUUUUCUCGCUAAAAAAGUGAAAAGCUUUUCAGAAAUGGAGUGGAAUAGUUUCGUUUCUUUCACUGUUGAUAAAGAAAACGGUAGAGAGCCGGCAAAACAUCAGCGGAAAGGGAUAAACAGAACGGGACGUAAGCUUUUGUUGUGCUUUUUGUCGGAGCUACUUUGCCUUUCAUUUAAGCUUAAGCUUACAUUGAAACCGGCCAUUAUACUUAAAUUCACUCAUUUUCAAUUGUGCUUUGAGAACAAACUGUUACUUAAAGUUCUUGGAUUACCUCAUAUUCUCACCGUCAUUUAUGCUUUUAACAAACGUCUUUACUAAAAAGCUGAUAAUUUGUUUUCGUUGCCAUUUUUCGGUAAGUGUGUAGCGGCAAAUUUUAGCAUUUUUGAAAGAUUUAAAAUAAAAAGGCCGACAAAAUGAUGAAUGUCUCAGUAUGUGUAUAAUAAACACAAUACCACAUGGAAAGUGCUGGCGUACGGUAUUUACGCAAGCGGACUCGUCCCCAGUCGUCUCUCUUGAGAAAGGAGAGAAGCGCGGGGGGUGAUGGGAAGGAGGAAAGGGGAGAGACGACUGGCAGAUCCUGUUAUCAAGAUGGCGGACGAAUUAAUGGCGGACGGUGCUGAAAUUUUAAAUUUGGAAAACAGGCCGUUCCAUCGGGCCUAUUUGAGUCGCAAGUUACCUUGCCCUCAUAUUCCUUGUAGAGCCGAGCUCGGUCGAGCAUUUUUCGAGGAAACGGGGCUAGUUCAGCAUGUUAGAGUUUCUCCCUUCCCCUUUCCUCCUUCCCAUUUCCCCUCGCGCUUCUCUCCUUUCUCAAGAGGGACGACUGGGGACGAGUCAGGUACGCAAGCACUUCCCAUGAAGUAUUCUCUAUUUAUCCUACCACGAUCUCCACUGGAGUGUAAGAGAAUGCUUUGUUGCUAUCAACUUAGCAAACAUUGGUACUUCAAAUCAAGUAAGUUGAUAAGGUCAAUUGGCCACCAUGUAUUAAUAAUUGUUAUUGGUCUGUAGGCAUAGCAGUUGGCAUAUAAUUUUUUCUCAAGGUCAUUGUAAAUGUGCUGUUUUGCUUUGCGGUUGAGCAAUAAGUUUGUAGCAUCUACCGUGUUGAUAAAAUGUUUUGCAAACUUUCAUUCAAAAAGGUAGAAGCCCCCAGAUGCAACAUUUCUAUUUUAAAGUAUCCAAUUUUGGUUCCCAUGCAUGAAGCGUGUUCUCCAUCAUCAUCACCUGAUACUGCACAGGUUCGUCCAGAGUGUCUGGUACUGAAAGUUACCCUUCUAGCUAAUGAGUGGGGCUCGUCCAAGGGUGGCUUGUCAACAGUAAACAGGACUCUUGCCAUACAUUUGGCAAAAGACGAAAACGUAGAAGUGACCAUUCUUGUACCUGAAUUUGAGUGUGGAGAAAAAGACAAGAGAGUUGCCAAAAGUCAUAACAUUUCCAUCAGGGAAGCAGGGCAUCUACCUGGCUUUAGUGAUCCUCUCGACUGGUUGAGCUAUCCACCAGAAGACCUUGACAUUCAGGUUGUGAUCGGCCAUGGAGCAAAACUUGGUAGACAAGCUCAGAUUAUCAGAAAGUCUCAUCGAUGCAAGUGGGUGCAGGUUGUUCACACUGAGCCUGAAGAGCUGGCAAUGCAUAAGAACUAUCCAAGCGCCAUUGCCAAGGGAGAAGGGAAGAACAGAGCUGAAGUUGACCUUUGUCAAAUUGCAGAUCUCGUUGUAGCCGUUGGACCCAAGUUGAAAGAAGCGAUCUCGUCCCAGUUGCGUUCAACUCGUCAAGAAAUCUUUCAGUUAGUACCAGGUUCCUUUACAGAGUUUUCAGAUGUUGAGCAUUCUGAACAAGAGAAUGUAAAUUUCAAAGUGUUAACCUUCGGUCGCGGUGAUUUUGAAGACUUUAGUCUUAAAGGAUACGACAUUGCCGCUCAAUCCAUAGUUGAAUUGAAGGACAGCUCCUAUAGUCUUGUUUUCGUUGGUGCAUCCGAUGGAAGGCAGGAUGACGUCGCAGAAAUCUUACUCCAGACUGGCAUUUCAAAGAACCAGCUGAUUGUGAGAUCAUUUGUGAAAGACAAACAAAGAUUGAGAGAGUUGUUUUGUGAAGUCGAUCUGGCCAUCAUGCCAUCAAGAACCGAGGGGUUUGGUUUGACAGCAUUGGAAGCCAUGUCAGCUGGUCUUCCCAUUCUGGUAAGUGGAAACUCCGGAUUUGGAAAAGCACUGCGUGGUCUUCCAAUGGGUGAGUCAUUUGUGAUCGACUCUGAUGACCCCAAGGAAUGGGCAAAGGCAAUUACAGCCAUCCGUCAAAAAUCAAGGACACAGCGGCUUGAGGAAAUCCAAAGACUGCGAAGAUGUUAUGAUGAAAGAUUCAGUUGGGAGGGACAGUGCCAGACCCUUGUUGACAGGAUGUGGAGGAUGGUUUAUGGUAAGAAAUCAAAUUUACCGAUAGUAAAGUAA